GGUAUGAUCUUGGCGGGAUUUGGUUUAAGUAAUUUGCCUGUGGUUAGUUUGGUCGGGCAUAACUUGUCUCCCGUUUGGUCCGGAGCGUUGAGGAGAAUAGCGUUGACAGUGAUCCUAAUCCGUGCAGGACUGGGACUCGAUCCGGUGGCCCUCAGAAAGUUAUCUAGAACAGUUAUCAAGUUGGCCUUCUUACCAUGUAUCUCUGAAAGUGUGACAUGCGCAGUUACUUCUCAUUUUCUGAUUGGUCUUCCAUGGGAUUGGGCAUUUAUGUUAGGAUUUGUUUUGUCUGCUAUUUCUCCCGCUGUUGUUGUACCCUCCCUCCUAAAUCUCGCAGAGAGAGGAUUCGGAGUGGACAAGGGCAUCCCAACCCUAGUUAUUGCUGCUGCCAGCAUUGAUGACGUCGUUUGCAUCUCAGGGUUUGGAAUCGCUCUUGGAAUUGCAUUUUCUACAGGUAACCUGGCGUUGACGAUAGCAAGAGGACCAUUGGAAGCACUGCUGGGCGUGGCAUAUGGGGUCAUUUUAGGGAUCUUUUUAUGGAUUAUUCCAGCAAAAGAUAGCCCCAAUAUUGUUUUCUUUCGUGUCAUCUUGCUAUUUACUGGAGGGCUGUUGGCGAUCUUCGGUAGUACAUAUGCAGACUUGUCCGGAGGUGGACCCUUGGGCUGUCUUGUCUUAGCUUUUAUUUGUGGAAUUAGGUGGAGGAAAGAAAGUACAACCGAACAGUAUGCCGCCAUUACGGACGCCGUGGGACUGAUGUGGAUGAUCUUCCAGCCUCUACUAUUUGGAUUAAUUGGCGCCGCGGUCAGAGUAGAACAAAUACAGAAUCUUAAGAUCGUUGGACUUGGAGUGGCAGUUCUUUUCAUGGGUUUAACGAUAAGAUGUUUAGUAACAUUUGUAGCUGUCUUCAGAUCUGGCUUGAACUUCAAAGAGCAAUUGUUUGUAUCACUGGCAUGGAUUCCCAAAGCCACUGUGCAGGCAGCAAUAGGUGGUUUGGCACUUGAUCAGGCCACACAUGAUCAGAAUGAGACCCUAAAACCUCUUGGAGUAAUUGUUCUGACUAUAGCAGUAUUAUCCAUCAUUAUCACGGCCCCUAUUGGGGCUUUGGCUAUAGCAGUGUCGGGACCAAGGUGUCUGAAGCUCGACAGUCAAUAUGGUAGCCAGGCUAAAUGUACGUCACAUAACGAAGAAAUGGCAGAUAAUACUCAGGUGAAAAAUGGCGUCCUUUGUAAUGGGGAAGUGAGGGAAAAAGUAGACGAUGAUGAAAAUGUUGACAUUGUGACACAUAUUUAG
Molecule: messenger RNA, 1287 nt
Organism: Saccostrea echinata
Lineage: Eukaryota; Metazoa; Mollusca; Bivalvia; Ostreida; Ostreidae
Product: sodium/hydrogen exchanger 9B2-like
Exons: 8
Coding region: 4-1287 (427 amino acids)
Biological process (GO): proton transmembrane transport
Cellular component (GO): membrane
Molecular function (GO): antiporter activity
Source: RefSeq, a predicted model, not a curated record